Molecule: messenger RNA, 2746 nt
Organism: Ananas comosus (pineapple)
Lineage: Eukaryota; Viridiplantae; Streptophyta; Magnoliopsida; Poales; Bromeliaceae
Product: protein STRUBBELIG-RECEPTOR FAMILY 3-like
Exons: 17
Coding region: 257-2500 (747 amino acids)
Biological process (GO): protein phosphorylation
Molecular function (GO): protein binding; protein kinase activity; ATP binding
Source: RefSeq, a predicted model, not a curated record
UCUCUCUCUCUCUCUCUCUCUCUGUGCGCGCGCGCUAAGAGUGAAGUGCCCCUUUGCGUCGCCUAGCUCGCUUGCUCUCUCUCUCUCUAGCUGGUUUUAUUGUCCGUGUCUCUCUUCUCUCUCCUACUCAUCUUGUUCUUCGUGGACGCCUUUCUCAGAUCUGUAGAGUUGGUGAAUCCAAGCGGCCGAGGCUCUAACUUGUUCUUUUACCCUACCACUAAACGCUGGAGAAGCAGUGGAGAGUUUUACUUGAGAGAUGGAUGGCGAACGUUCGCUGGUGCUGCGAUGGACCGUGCUUGCUUUCUUGGUUGUAAUUUUCACCAUGCCAUUUUCCCGGGCUUACACUUACGAACGAGAUGUCUAUGCUAUAAAUAGCUUAUUUGGUGCACUUGGUUCACCUCCUCUACCUGGGUGGGUCCCAAAUGGAGGAGACCCAUGCGGAGCGAGCUGGCAGGGUGUUGGAUGUGUCAACUCAAAUAUAACUUCAAUAACUAUCAAUGGCGCGAACUUGGGAGGCCAACUAGGUGAUGAUUUAGGAAAUUUUUCUUCAAUAAUUACAAUAGACCUAAGCAAUAACAACAUUGGUGGAAGCAUACCAGAAAAUUUACCUGUUACUAUGCAGAAAUUUUUCCUUUCUGCAAACCAGUUCACAGGAAGCAUCCCAAGUUCUCUGUCAAAAUUGUCACUUCUCACAGACAUGUCUCUCAAUAACAAUCAUUUAACUGAAGAACUGCCAGACGCUUUCCAGUCACUCACUGGCCUAAUAAACUUGGAUUUGUCUUCUAACAACUUGAGUGGCCAACUACCGCCUUCAAUGGGAAGUUUGUCAUCAUUGACCACUCUGCAUAUCCAAAACAACGAACUGGGUGGCACUCUUAAUGUAUUGGAAGAUCUUCCUCUUAAAGAUUUGGAUAUAGAAAAUAAUCUUUUCUCUGGUCCGGUGCCUGAGAAGUUACUGGCAAUUCCGAAGUUCAAGAAGGAUGGGAAUCCAUUUAACACAUCCAUAGCACCUUCUCCAAUGCUUUCACCACCCCCGUCGCCUCUUUCAGGGGCACCUUCUACUGACACAGUGCAUGCCAAUUCAUCAUCAUCAUCUUCUUCUUCUUCUGGACCAACGGCGCAGCAAAGUCCUGCACCGAAAAGGAAAAUCGGCACUUCAACUAUAAAAAUUGUCGGAUAUGUUCUUGUUGCAGUGGUUUCUCUUAUCAUUUUAGCGCUAUCGGUGAUGUUUUGUAUUUCAAAGUAUGAGGAAAGAAAAUCGAGGACUGAUGAAUUAUCUAAAAGCGUAGCAGGGAGAGCGCAGAGAGUGCCUGAGGAGCGUAAAAAUAGAAACCAUCUGGUUAAACCAAGCAAGGAAGUUGGUAAAGUUUCAGAGAGCACGUCAGACAAGAAAAUAGAUCAUGUAAUCGAUUUGGAAGGGACCGACGAACUUGUCAUGCCACUACCUCCACCUCCACCUCCGGUGGAAAGAGUAACAGUAAACCUUGUGCCGCCACCUGCUUCUGUGGAGAGGGUUAUAGUAAAUCCAGUUGCACCACCUGAAUAUGCCACGAGGAACGCUCCACCUGAGAAAGUCAAUGCCCCUACAUCUGUGUCAUCCUUUGCUGUUUCAUCCCUUCAGCAAUACACAAACAGCUUUAGAGAAGAUAAUUUGAUGAGAGAGAGUAGAUUGGGUAAAGUUUAUCUAGCAGAGCUUCCCAGUGGGACGUUAUUAGAAGUUAUGAAGAUUGAUAAUGUCAACUCGAGAAUUGAAGUUGAUGACUUCUUGGAACUGGUACUAAACAUAUCUGAACUUAGACAUCCAAAUAUUCUUCAGCUUGUUGGCUAUUGUGCGGAGUUUGGACAGCGAUUACUUGUCUACAAGCAUUUUAGCAGAAAAACCCUUCAAGAUGUACUCCACUGUAACGAUGAUCUUUCUGCAAAACUAUCAUGGAAUGCUCGUCUCUGCAUUGCUCUGGAAGCAGCAAAGGGAUUAGAGUAUCUUCACGAGGGAUGUCAAACCCCCAUCGUACAUCAGAACUUUGAACCUGAUUGUAUUCUCCUUAAUGGCAAGCUUGCAGUACGUGUAUGUGAAUGUGGUCUAGCUCCAUUGAUGUCAUCCAACUCCGUGACUCAGUUGUCAGGUCGUAUGCAUGCCCUGUUCACUUAUGAAGCCCCAGAAGUCAAUGAAUCCGGGUUAUACACUGAUCGCAGUGAUAUAUACAGCUUUGGUGUUGUCAUGUUAGAACUCCUUACAGGGCGUAAACCCUAUGAUAGUUCACGGCCUCGUCAAGAGCAACAUCUCGUGAGAUGGGCUAGUUCUCAGCUUCAUGAUAUCAAUGCUUUAUUGAGGAUGGUGGAUCCUAGCAUCCAAGGGAAGUGUUCUGAGAAAUCAUUAUCGCGCUUCGCUGAUAUUAUUAGUCGUUGCAUUCAGCAAGGGCCGGAGUUCAGGCCGCCAAUAUCUGAGGUUGUUCAAGACUUAAGCUGCAUGAUAAACGACUCGAGGGAGCCAAUUACUUGAGCUCAUAUAUGAUUCCGGGGGAAAAUGAGAUGCCUCUGCAUAAAAGCAGAAAAUUCUUAGAGAUGAAUGAUUUGGGCAUCAGUCGCACAACUGGGUGCCCAUUUAUUGCAGUUAUUAGGGCCAUGAUUUAUACCCUUAAAAGAAGGGUGGUUUCAUCUCCGGGGAAAAUCGCUUGGUUCAUUUCUCUGCUCAAGCCUAUCAGGCUUAAUUUUUUGUUCCUGAUAUCAUCUAAGAUACUUGGGGAAG